AUGUCAGACCUCUCGAAAUGUCCACCAUUGACCAGAAAGUCUGUCCUAGAUGCUCACAAGCGCAUUGAGCCGUAUAUUCACCGGACACAAGUAGCGACAUGUGAUACGAUCAACCUCCUUGCGUCAACACCACAGUCAGAAAGAUGUCCCAGCAGCGGGCCAAACACAGCGUCUGAGUCGGCACCUCAUGAGUCGACCAAAAAUGGCAGUGCGGCGGAGUACAAGGCGAAUCCCAAGGUCAGGCUGUUCUUCAAGUGCGAGAACCAGCAGAAAAUCGGAGCAUUCAAGGCCAGAGGAGCAUUCCACGCACUGGGCAGGUUGAUAGAAGAGGAGGGGAUCGAAAAUGUGAGACGGAAGGGCGUAGUCACACACAGCAGUGGAAACCAUGCUCAAGCUCUUGCACUUGCGGCCAAGACAUUCGAGGUGCCAGCCCAUAUCGUAAUGCCAACGAUUAGUACACCAUCUAAAAUAUCUGGGACCAAGAGCCACAACGCCCAUGUCAUUUUCAGUGGCAGUACAAGUGAUGAGCGAGAGGCCGUCGUAGCUGAAGUCAUCGAGAAGACCGGUGCCACGCUUGUCCCACCAUAUGACCAUCCCAAUAUCAUUCUUGGUCAAGGUACGCAGGCACUGGAGCUCGAACAGCAAGUAGAGGACAUGCUUGCAGAGCAGCCUGCCCUCGGCAUCUCUGGUAAGACAAAGCUAGACGCUGUCAUUGCGCCAAUAGGUGGUGGGGGCAUGCUCAGUGGUAUAUGCACUGCUCUGCACGGUACAGGUAUAAAGGUCUUUGGUGCCGAGCCCAAUUUCGAGGGUGCAAAUGAUGCUGAGCUCGGCUUGAAGCAGAAUAAGCGGAUCGAGAAAGUCAAGACGCUUACAAUCGCUGAUGGACUUCGGACGCCUGUUGGUGAUAUACCAUGGAAUAUCAUCACAGACAAGGAGAAACUGCAUGGCAUUUACAGUGUGGACGAGAGCCAGAUCAAAGCUGCGCUGCGACUAGCCAUGGAGCGAGCAAAGCUGUUCAUCGAGCCAUCUGCUGCGGUCCCUUUAGCUGUCAUGCUAUAUAACGAGGAUUUCAGAAAGCUGGUAGAGCGAGAAGCUGGCCCUGAGGGCUGGAACAUUGGCAUCAUACUGUCUGGUGGGAAUACGACUGUGGAGGCCAUUGCUAAACUGUUUCAAGCAUCUGGAAAGGUGGCAGAGCGGGCAGAGAGCAAAAUCACCACCAAUGGGGAGAGGGUCGCUGAGAAUGUGGCGGGAUGA
Recurvomyces mirabilis is the source of this 1254-nucleotide messenger RNA. RefSeq lists its product as uncharacterized. NCBI's taxonomy places the organism in Eukaryota, Fungi, Ascomycota, Dothideomycetes, Mycosphaerellales, Teratosphaeriaceae. The coding region runs from base 1 to 1254 and encodes 417 amino acids. Gene Ontology annotation, molecular function: ATP binding; pyridoxal phosphate binding; D-serine ammonia-lyase activity. The transcript is spliced from 2 exons. The record is from RefSeq and is a predicted model, not a curated record.